Messenger RNA from Asparagus officinalis (garden asparagus), 1440 nucleotides. RefSeq lists its product as uncharacterized. NCBI's taxonomy places the organism in Eukaryota, Viridiplantae, Streptophyta, Magnoliopsida, Asparagales, Asparagaceae. The coding region runs from base 26 to 1060 and encodes 344 amino acids. The transcript is spliced from 6 exons. The record is from RefSeq and is a predicted model, not a curated record.
CAUAUUAGCCAGGCCCCGCGUUAAAAUGCGCCCUUGCCAGGCUCGAUCAUCCGAUGAUGAUUCAAAUAUGAUUCGUUCCUUUCGCAGCACAGAAGGCAUCAAAUCUAGUAUCUCUCCCCCUCUCUUUCUCAUAUCCGACAUGGAUUUUUGGCAGAGAGCUCGAGUGUUCGCGGAGGAAGCAGCCAAGAAAUCACAGGAAAUCACCAAAGAAGCGGCCAAGAAAUCGCAAGAGCUCACCAAAGGCGCGGCCAAGCUCUCGCAGGAGUUCGUCUCCGAGACGGCCAAGAAAUCCAAGGAGCUGGCCGUCGAGGCGUCGAAGAAGGCCGACAAGAUCAAGAUCGAGGCCCUGAAGCGCGCGGAUCAGAUCAAGACGCUCGCCGGCGAGAUCGAGAUCCCGAUCCCGAUCUCGCCGAUUAAGCACUUGUCUUCGCAGGAACCGGCGACGGAGGAGGCGACGGAGGAUGAGUUGGAGAGGUUUGGGGUUACCGAUGAGCUGAGGGAGUUCGUCAAGGGGAUCACUAUUAGCACAUUUCGAGAUUUCCCUAUGGAAGAUGAACCAGAGAUAUCUGAGGUCCCAACCGUGUCAAAUGUGCGGCAAGAUCUUAACGUAUGGCAAGCAAAGCAUGCUACUAUUGUUCUCUCGACUGUGAAGGAGAUAUCAAGAUUCAGAUAUGAGUUAUGUCCGCGAUACAUGAAAGAGCGAAAGUUCUGGCGGAUAUACUUCGUACUUGUAAACAGUUAUGUGUCUCUUUGUGAGAAGCAGUAUAUGGAGAACCUAAAAGUGGAAAAGAUAGAUAGAGAGCAAAAUGAUGGGGCUAAAAAGAGUUCAAAUGCAGCUCCAACUCCUGCAGCUGAAACAAAGGUAGAAAAAUUGCAAUGUAAGACUUCAACUGCAGAGCAUGAUUUGGAUGUGUUUCUUCUGGGGGAUCUUGGCAGUGAUGAUGAGGGUCCAGAUGAAGGGGACGACGGUUUCAAUGAUGACUUUGAUAAUAUUGAAAGCAACUCCGGUCUAGAAAGUGAUGAAGAUGCCAGCGGUAAUAAGUCCAAGCAGUCAAAAUAAGGCAGAAGUUUAAUUUUUUCUCAACAAUGAAUCAAGUUCGGAGAAGAAACCAAUUGUGGAAAGCGAGCCUCAUGAUCAAUUGAUCUUAGCGGGACGCUAGCAGCUAGCAGCUGGUCAAUAUGGCAGGUUUUCUGGGUUUUGUUUAUCUAUGUAUAAUUCUUUUGAUUAAUUAGUUAGCAUUGAGAAUGUUCUGUUAGAUGUUUAUCAUGUAAAUGUGGAACGCCAAUUUGUUUCAUCUGGCUGUAUUUGCCCGUUAACAAUCUUGCUCUAUGCUACGAUCAUCUUGCUUUUGCUGGAAAACUUCAUUGUCGAAGCUGAAGGAUGCUUCUGAAGGACUCAGGUGUUAUUGUGGGGUCUUAAAUUUUUGGCAAUUGUGUUCA